Molecule: messenger RNA, 1320 nt
Organism: Scheffersomyces stipitis CBS 6054
Lineage: Eukaryota; Fungi; Ascomycota; Pichiomycetes; Serinales; Debaryomycetaceae
Gene: CMK2
Product: calmodulin-dependent protein kinase
Exons: 2
Biological process (GO): protein phosphorylation; cellular response to oxidative stress
Molecular function (GO): ATP binding; calcium/calmodulin-dependent protein kinase activity
Source: RefSeq, a predicted model, not a curated record
AUGUCAGAGCCUUCCACACCUCUUGUUGGUUCUCCACCUGAUGGACAGAAGUUCAAGAAGCUUCUCAACCGCUUAAGCGGGCAACCAGCCUCGUACUCCCGUAAACAACACUACACAUUUGGCAAGACUCUUGGGGCUGGAUCGUUCGGGAUUGUAAGAUAUGCCCGUGAUAAUGUCAGCAACGAAGAAGUAGCCGUCAAGAUCAUCUUGAAGAAGGCCCUCAAGGGCAACGAGGACAUGAUCAUUCAGGAGUUGAAGUUGCUCCAGGAAUUGCGCCAUCCACAUAUCGUAGGUUUCCGCGACUGGUUCGAGUCUAAGGACAAGUUCUAUAUCGUAACUCAGUUGGCUACUGGGGGUGAGUUGUUUGAUCGUAUUGUUCGAAAAGGUAAGUUCACCGAGCACGACGCCUCAUUAGUGAUUGUCCAGAUGUUGGAAGCUAUUGAAUAUUUACACAACCAAGACAUUGUCCACAGAGACUUGAAGCCCGAAAAUAUCUUGUACUUGACACCAGAAGAGAACUCCAAUGUGGUAUUGGCUGAUUUUGGAAUCGCUAAGAGGUUGCAGUCUCCGAAUGAGAAAUUGACGAGUUCAGCUGGUUCUUUUGGCUAUGCAGCCCCAGAAGUUAUAUUAGGCACUGGACAUGGCAAACCUUGUGAUAUCUGGUCCUUGGGUGUCAUCACGUAUACGUUGUUAUGUGGCUACUCGCCGUUCCGUUCGGAGAACGUUCAGGACUUCAUUUCUGAAGUCAAACAUAACAAUGCUGUAAUUUUCCAUGCCGACUACUGGAAAGAUGUCAGUAAGGAUGCUCGCAGAUUUAUUGUAAAAGCAUUACAGUUCGAUCCCGACAAUAGACCCACAGCUUCGGAGUUGUUGAACGACCAGUGGUUGGUGUCGAUUGCCCAACAGCACAAGGAAUGCGACUUGCUUCCUAACUUGAAGCAAGGUUUCGAUGCUAAAGCCAAGUUUAGACAGGCCAUCCAGUUGGUUAAGUUGAACAACCGCAUUCAGAAGUUGAAGGAAAUCCAAACGGACGAAGACGACGACCCAAAUGAAAUCAAUUUAUUCAGCGAGUCCGGUUCACUCGUCGAAGGAAGUACGACUCCAGUUCCAGGUUACGACAAAACACCUUUGGUCUCUUGGAAGAAGUUCUCGCAUAUUCUCAGCAACUUGGAAAACGACAAGUCCAGAGCAUCUUUCAGCAGUAGAGAAGAGUCCAGAAAGUCUUCUAACUUAACCAGCGAUGCCUUUGUGCAGUUGGUUCACACAGCUUCUGAGAACAAGGAAAGAGUACAGUCGUAUAAGGAACCCCACUCGUCGACU